AUGGAUCACAAUCGUGUCACGGAAUAUAACAGCCGUGGUAAUCGUAAACCCAUGACGUUUACAACGACGAGCUCUAUUACGGGCACAAAUACGACGACAAUUGUAGCAAGUGGUCAUCAACAUCAUGGAGGUGGUCACGUUUCUACUACUAAUGCAAGUAUUGAAUGCAAGUCCAGUAAGAAAUGCUCCGUAUGUGGCAAGAAUUUUAAUCCACUACGUCGACGACACUAUUGCCGUACGUGCACAGCUGUAGUAUGCAGCUCGUGCAGCAUUUCGAGAAGGGUUGAAAGCACAUUUGAAGGUGCCAUGACCGUGCGCAUGUGCGUAAGCUGCAAAUUGAGCUCGAUUGCGUCACAGGACGAUUUCUACGAUCGUAUCUUUUCCACGCAUGGAGGAGCUUAUCCUGCUGGUACGACGGAAUCACUGCCAAGUGGAAGUGACGAAGAUUUUAUGACGGAUCGGCUGAGCUUUGCGUCGUAUUCGUCAGGAACAGGGAACGGAUCCAAUGCAUCCAAGGACGACAUGUUGGUGGGAAUAAUUAGCCCCAACAUGGUAGACUCGCAGGCGCUUAUGGACAAACGUGCGGCGAGUUCAUCGAAUCUUUCGAUCCGACGCAAAUCGAGUACGACUAGUGGCAAUGCAGACGCUGCAGCUUGUGCCCGAGGACGUCACGGCUCCUUUGCUGGACCGCCGGCGGUCACGGAGGACUGUCCUUGGUGCAUGAACGAGGCUUGUGCUCCGCUGCACGAGUACUUUGAAGUGCCGUACCCUUUUUUCCUGGAACUUGCCGAUCCGGCUGCCAAGAACCAGUACAUUGCAGCUAAGCACCUUGACGAUGAAAAAGAACGCCUUCGGUCAGUUCGGGCAAUCCGUGGAGCCAUGAAGGCUUGUACCUUGGCCUCGCAGACUAUCAUGCAGCUCUGUAAUAUGGCUGCUAUUGCGACUUCGAGUCCGAUGGCUCUCGUGGGUCUGCUUGAUAAGCAUGUAUACGUGCCAUGUGCUGAGUCGGGUCUCGGAUCGCUGGGCAAGAUUGACCGACAGAAAAGUUUAGCAGCUCAUGCGUGCCGAAACGGUUCGCCCCUGGUUUGUAGUGAUUUGACUCGAGAUGUGCGCUUUGCUGCUAAUCCUUGGCGGCGGGAUAUGCUUCAAGCGCAAUUUUACGCGGGCAUCCCACUUACGCUGUCAAACGGGCACACAAUUGGAGCCAUUGAAGUGUUUGAUGUGAUCCCGCGAUUUGCUUGCAUGGAUGUGAUUUCACAGAUGCAGACAGUUGUCCGUGGCCUUCUGCGUAAGUUUGAGGAAAUCUUGGCUAAGAAUUCCGUAUCAGGAGAAGAGGGCGUGGACGCAUCGCAGAAGUCGUCGUCUUCAUCAGGACGGCAAACACCAUUGAGUGAGAGUGACGAGGGCAAAAAACGUACACCACGAGCUCCGGCGCCCAGUGCACCAAGUACAGCGCCGUCAAUACCGCCGCCGAAAAAGUCGCCGAGGCCGUCGUCACGGGUACUUGCUACGUCAAGCCACAAGCCGGUAGGGCCAGCGCCUCAGGCGCCGAAGCCUGCUGCAACGAUGGAAGCAUCUGUAGCAGCACCGGCUGCGGCAGAAGCACCAGUGCAGGCUGCAGCGCCUACAGGAGGCGGGGAGGCUGCGCCGGACGAAAUGGAGAUGCGGCUCAUGCAGUUGCUGUCUCAAACAACUUGUACACAGGAACAACUACGGAACCAACAGGGUCAAAUGGUCAGCGCUAUCAGCAGUCACUCGAAGCAAAUCAACGACCUAGCAAAACAGCUUGAGCGCAUGGAAUCGACUCUUGCUGCCAAGCUUGGUGGGGAUGCAGAUGAUGGCGAGGACUUGAUUUUAAAAGAGGACGCCGACGCAGAAAGUGCGUAG
Molecule: messenger RNA, 1887 nt
Organism: Peronospora belbahrii
Lineage: Eukaryota; Oomycota; Peronosporomycetes; Peronosporales; Peronosporaceae
Source: the annotation of a GenBank genome assembly